This is a messenger RNA of Ylistrum balloti, 537 nucleotides long. RefSeq names its product keratin-associated protein 5-4-like. Gene Ontology annotation, molecular function: metal ion binding. Bases 1 to 429 code for a protein of 142 amino acids. The record is from RefSeq and is a predicted model, not a curated record. The transcript is spliced from 5 exons. Lineage: Eukaryota; Metazoa; Mollusca; Bivalvia; Pectinida; Pectinidae.
AUGUCUGAAGCUGCGUUCUGUGCCAAGUGUCCUGGUGGACAGUGCGGCUGCACAGGUGCGGGAUGCUGUAAUACAAGCUGUAGAUGCCCCGGAUGUAAAGUAAACUGUGGAUGUUUCUCGGCAAAGGCCUCAGUUUGUCCCGACGGAAUCUGUCAGAUGGGAGUUGAUUGUGGAUGUGGCUGCAAGUGCAACAGCGCAUGCCAGUGUCCUUACUGCAAGGCCGGAUGCAAAUGUGCAGGUGCCAACUUCGUGUGUACCGCGGACUGCCAGUCUGGGAUGUGUUGCGGUACCAGCGCAUGUCAGUGUAGCGGCAAGUGCGCAUGCCCAAAGUGCAAGUGCAACUGCGCAUCUGGGGCAUGUGCGUGUGGUACGGGCUGUACUGGACCUAAAACAUGCAGGUGUGGUGCUGGAUGUAGGUGUAAGCUGUGAGCGAUCAUGUCUUUGGAGAAUAUGACACCAUACCGGAUGGACUGACCAAUUCUUUAUCAACUCUUUACGGAUAUAUUGAUUAACAUUCAAAUUUAAAAGUCCUGCAUG